Messenger RNA from Labeo rohita (rohu), 3401 nucleotides. It is a transcript of the gene crtc2, whose product is annotated as CREB regulated transcription coactivator 2. Gene Ontology annotation, cellular component: cytoplasm; nucleus. Gene Ontology annotation, molecular function: cAMP response element binding protein binding. Gene Ontology annotation, biological process: positive regulation of transcription by RNA polymerase II; protein homotetramerization. The record is from RefSeq and is a predicted model, not a curated record. The transcript is spliced from 14 exons. The coding region runs from base 166 to 2604 and encodes 812 amino acids. Lineage: Eukaryota; Metazoa; Chordata; Actinopteri; Cypriniformes; Cyprinidae.
CACUUUACAGAUAACGAAUGAGCUUGGCAACGAUGUUUACUACAGCGUUCAGGACUACAUUACCCACAAUGCACUGCUCACCGUUGUCAAAAGUCUUGCUUUCUUGGGUCACUUAUCGAACUCUGGCCGUGUCAGGCAGCUUACUUUCUCUUAUUUGACGGAAUAAUGCAUUUGUCAGGUGCUGGCCUCGGGGAAAUAGGGCACGGGCAGGGGCCCGGAGCAGGACCAGCGCCUGGAAGCUGCAAUCCGCGUAAAUUCAGCGAGAAAAUCGCCCUGCACAAUCAGCGACAGGCUGAAGACACAGCCGCUUUCCGAGAGGUUAUGAUGGACGUUACUUCCAUCAGGGUUCAGGCUGAGAGGAUACGGCAAACCAGAGACAUGGUCCCGUACUAUGGAGGGUCGCUGCCAAACGUCAAUCAGAUCUCAAGAUGCUCCACAGAGACCCAGUACCCAAGUUAUCUCACCCAGCAGCUCCUAGAGGCAGAUGAAGAGUACAGAGACGUCCAGCCCACUCCUCUUGGCAGACUGCACAGGAGACACUUUGAUAGUGCUCCCUAUCUCUCUACCCACCUUUCUCCUCCUCGAGGUCCAACCUGGAGAAGAAACUGGUCCAGUUGUUCUGCCACUGAGAAGAGCCAGAUGGUCCGUCUUCCUCUGACAGCUCUUAAUAGAACCAACUCAGACUCAGCCCUCCACACCAGUGUGCGAAACACCCAGUUGCAUGGCCACCCGAAAUCUGUCCAAACCCUGAACCCCCAAUCCAGACACCAUGGGUUUGCACAUCCAGCACCACUAAUUGAAGAAAAUAUUCAAGAGGAGACACAAUCUCCCAAACUGAAGAAGUUAUCCUCAAUAGCAACAUCAGGAUGUGAAACAGCUGUUGUUCACAACUUCCCAUUGCCCGAUCAGCAGUUGUCGUCCCUCCCUGUCCCAUCAGCCCUCAGUACGAGCGGCUCUCUUCCAGACCUCUCCAGUCUACACCUGCCUUCUCCUCUUCCUGUAGGCCAGGAUUCAGAGCCUCACAGCGGUGCAGAACAACUGAACAACAUUUCGAUGCACCCCAACAUUAUGGCUGACUUUAACUUACCAGGUCUGUCAUCAUCUCUUCAGGCAUCUUUAAGUAACCCUUUGCUCCAGUCUUCACUCAGCAAUCCUAACAUCCAGACCUGUCUGAGCAGCCACUCCCUGCCCAGCUCUCUCAGCUCCGCUUCUUUGCGCCUGUCACUUAGCAACUCUUCCCUGCAGUCAUCGCUCAGCAACCAGUCCCUGCAGUCCUCCCUUAGCAGCUCUUCACUGAGUAACCAGUCCAUCCAAUCGUCUGCCAGCCGCUGCAGCCACAGCAGUGGAAUCGGCGGAUCUCGCUCUUGCUCCUCGUCUUCUCUGUCUGGUUCUCCACGUGUAACUGGCCACACCCAUGCCACUACGUCCCGCAAGAGAACCCAGCUCAGCCCACUCAUUGUGCCCAAUGGUGGAGAGUCCCGCUGGCAGCAUCCAAAGCAGUUCUCACCCACAGUGUCUCCAACCAUGUCUUCUGUAUCCCAGGCUUCUCUCCUCAACCCUAACAAAGUUCAUAAGGACACAAAGCCACCAGCAUAUCCCUGCUCUCAACACCUCAGAUCUGCUCCUCCACUGUCCCAUCAGCCAAUGCGCCAGUAUUUCCAGCCAGAAGCACAGCAUCAGUCAAUCCCAGAGAUGGAACAAUGGAGUCAAGAUGAGCACCAGUCACAACAUCAACAACCACAUACUCAGACACAACAACACCACGCUCACAAACACAGUCGGCCCCUGCACCAUCCUUCACAGCCACACGCUAAAUAUCAUCAGCAGUUACUGUAUCCUUCCCAAACUCACCAACCACAUAUUUCUCUGCAAGCACUUACCCAGCAGCAACAACAACAACAACAACAACAACAACAACAUCAACAACAACAACAUCAACAACAACUGUACACACAGUUCCAGCCUCAUCAGAUGCCUGAGGAGCAGUACCAGUGUCAGAGUCAGUGGCAGAUGCCAUGCCAAGAGGGCCAGUACCAAAAUCAGCAGCUACAUCAACCUAUAACUUUCCCAUCACCAGGUCAAGAGAAAAACUGGAAAGAUAUAACAGGCCCACGUAGCUUGCAACAUGCACAAAUGAAACGCAGACACUGUAUGCAGAUGCCAGAAGAAACAAAACCACUAUCUAAGGUCGCUGUCCACGAGACUCAAGGAAAGGAAUCAAAGGUCCCUCAUUAUAAGGAAAGUGAAGUAACUGGAGCAAAUCCAGAUUUACAGGAUAAAGGUUUUGAACUGAACAAGGAAUCGUAUGUUGGCUUACAUCUUACCCCUAGCCAGGCAAAGGCCCUUUCCCAGCAGCUUGGAGUGCUUCAAAAAGAGCCUCUAGGUGGCAGUAGAGUGUCAGAUCUUAACUGUGAAGCUGCAGAAAGCAAGGAACAGCUAGCACAGAAUCAAAGCUACAGUGCUGGAGAGACACAAAAUAUGUUCAACAUCAACUUAUCCGAUCCAUCAUCCUGGCUGGACCAGGAUAUAUCAAGUCUGCCGGACUCUGUUUUGGAGUUUGAUCUAGAAACGUUCGGCCUGGACAGCAACUUGGGUUGGCCAUGAAUGUAAAAAAAGUGAUAUGUGUGUUAUUAUGACACAUCUGUUUUAACAAGUACCCUUUUAAGAGAAUAUUUUUUUGCCAAUGGAACUGAAAUAUAAUUCUUAGGGUCAAAUAGAAUGUAAACUAUAAAUUGGCUUAAAGGUUCUUUAAGGGAACACAGAGGUCCUAAAUAGCAGGUCUAUGUGCCUUAAUAUGCAUUUUUGGUUAUAUAUUAUUAUAAAUAGAAUGAAUAGAUUAUGUACAGAUACAUGAAGUCAAGUCAUGUAAGAGGAAAUGUAUAUUUUAACAUUUCAUAGCAUAGAAUAACUGGUAUAUUAUGGAAAUGUAAGAAAAUAUGGCUAGUUUAGGGCCAACUUGUCUUGAUGUUAAAAUUAAAGAUAGUAACAUUUUUAAGAUUUUACUCUUUAACAUUUAGAUCAAAACUAAUUAUGCAUAACUCAGACUUACAGAUUUCGUAUCCAUUUGUUUGCAUGUUAUAGUCUUUUGUUAUAGUGUGACUGGGGUCAUUUUUGUGACUUCUUGUAACUGACUGUUGACAGCUACCUUUGAAUUUCCAUAUCGUUUUGUUGCAGUUUCAUCUUUCAUAAUUAUUCAUAAUGCAUUUUUUUCAUAUUGAUUUUGCUUUAUCACUCUCUGGUAGAGGUCAUGUUGUUUUUCAGUAUUUGUCUUCAAUGUGAAAACAAAAAUAUUUUCAGUAUGCAUAUUGAAAUACAUUUACAUUUCUGACAGAAUUAAUAACAAUAUGAACAGAAAUGCCAUCUGUAAAUUCCAGAAGUAUUGCAAUUAAAAGUGGACUAAU